AUGGCUCCUCCUCCUCCCGCGACCUUGCCUUUGGCCGAAAGGCUGAAGGCUCUGGCCCAGACCCUCCAGUUUGGCUGGUUCAUUGGGCACCUGAUGCUACUGCUCUCCGUCUUCCGUUACUCUAUUUCCUUCGUCAUCUUCAACUACUACUCUUCAUGGGCCCGAUUCUCUUAUCGCCUGGCGUUCAUCUCGGCCGCUGUCACCUACGGAAUUGUCGUGUACAAGGGCCACUUCGCCCGCGGUGUCCAGGGCAAUGUUCCCACCAUCCUGACCAAGCUCAUCUCCGAUGAGAACGUCCAAUACCUCGGAAUGGCUCUCGUCUGGCUGUACUCCCGCCAGACCAUUUUGGCCCUCCUGCCCUUCAGCGUGUACUCGGUCUUCCACGUCGCGACCUACACCCGCAUGUACCUGAUUCCCACCCUGCAGCCCCCUCAGGGUGGCUCUGGCCCUGCCUCGCCUGGCUCCCCGAGCUCCAAGACCCCUAGCAAGCAGAACCCUCUUGCUGAGACCAUUGGCCGCUUCAUCAAGCAGUACUACGACGCCAGCAUGGGUGUCGUCGCUAGCCUUGAGAUCCUGCUCCUGUUCCGCCUGGUCCUCUCUGCCAUUACCUUCUCCAAGGGAAGCUGGGUUCUGCUGGUCAUCUACCUCGCUUUCUUCCGCGCUCGCUACGCCCAGAGCUCCUUUGUCCAGCAGGCCGUUCGCCAGAUUACUGCUCGCGCCGACGCUUCCAUCUCCCACCAGAACACUCCUCCCCAGGUUCGCCAGGGUUGGGAGGCCGUCAAGGGUCUGGUGCGCCAGGGCUACCAGGCCACUGAUAUCAGCCGCUACAUCUCGGGCCCCACCGCUGCCAAGAAGCCCCAGUAA
This is a messenger RNA of Penicillium atrosanguineum, 864 nucleotides long. RefSeq lists its product as uncharacterized. Bases 1 to 864 code for a protein of 287 amino acids. The transcript is spliced from 4 exons. The record is from RefSeq and is a predicted model, not a curated record. Gene Ontology annotation, biological process: membrane organization; endoplasmic reticulum tubular network organization. Gene Ontology annotation, cellular component: membrane; endoplasmic reticulum. Lineage: Eukaryota; Fungi; Ascomycota; Eurotiomycetes; Eurotiales; Aspergillaceae.